UUUGCCUCGUUCAGGGAUUUGAAAGAAAACCAAUCUCAAAUCCGCUUUAACCUUGUGGUUGCCAUAGCGAUAGCACAAAUUACGUUUCUUGCUGGAAUUGAUGCCACAGAAGUUAAGGUAAGCUAAAGACGUAUACUAAGUUAAUCUGAAAGAUGAAGAAAUAAUGAGCAUUUUGUUGGCUUAAAUGAUAAGUUGAUCUCCAAAACUUUUAAAACGAAAAUAAAAAAUGAAAGACUUUUGGAUGUAAAAAACUUGAGUUUUGAAUAACUUAAUAUCAUUAGAUGGCAUUCCCUUGAGCUUGAUGUUAAGCAAAGGUACUAAAAAAGAUGUGGCUCACUGGUCGAUUGCUCUUUAUUUCUCUUUAGUAUCUUUGGUUUAAUUGCAUUGCAUCAAGAGAGUUUUUUUUUUAUCAUUAUUAUUUUAUUUUUUACUUUUAAUCAGUAAUUUUUUGUGGGGGGAAGGUUGGUAAAAAGCUUGCCGUUAUGGACAAUGUGAUGACGGUGAAUCCCGUCUCUUUAUAGGAACUGUGUGUGUUUGUAGCAGCCAUGAUUCAUUACUUCUAUCUGGUGGGAUUUGCUUGGAUGUUAUUUGAGGGUGUUUACCUGUAUCUGAUGGUUGUCAAAGUGUUCAAUACGGUCAUCAGAUGGCGCUUGUUCUAUGGAGUGGCUUGGGGUAAGUAUUAAAGCAAAAAGCCUACUACAGAAAAUGGCCCGUUGGUAGAUCUAGACAAGAGGGAGUGAUCAUGACUUGUCAGUCCCUUCCGGGAUCAAAACCAUUUUCGUUAAUUGAUUCCUGGUUUAUACUACUUCUUUCCUUACGUACUUACAAGGACUUGCAAUUGAGACUUGCUAUUCAGAGGAAUUUGUACCACACCACAGUUCUCAUAAGAGUGCUACGCUGACGUAGCUGACGUAACCCAACUGAGUCUAAAUUGUCAUUUUUCUCUUUUUCGUUUUCAAUCAAACCUUAGGCCUCUCCCUUUUGAUUGUGGUUUUAUCGAUCGUGAUUGCUUCCGUUCAAGAUGGCGGAAUAGAAAGCUAUGUUCAUGAUCAUUUGUAAGUAAACAAACCAGAUCUUAAUACUACCGAACAAAACGGCGCAAGAAAAACUUGGAGGUUUCAAGAAUCCAUUUAUUUUUUUAUUACCAUUAUUUAUUUAUUUAUUUAUUGCAAAGUUACUUAAUAUGAAAUUUGCCCAAACUGCCUUUUUCAGAGGAAUUAUUAUCAGCACGUUCAUGUUACAGGCCUAAAACAUUGGUUUUCAAACAAUUGAAAAUUUUUAAAAAAGUCUUCGUAGGCUUUUUCUUCAACAUGUCCAGUUUUAACCGUCAAGUUUUAUCAAGCAAUCCUUUCUUAGUAACACCUUGAUUUUCUAUAUUUUUUUCAGUUGCUGGGUUUCCUUCAAAAAUAACCUUAUCUGGACGUUUGUUGCGCCUGUUCUCUUAGUUUGCACGGUAAGGGUAAGAAAGUGAAAAUGUCCCAUAAGUGAAUGAGUUUGUUAAGAGAACAAGUUAAAAAAAUGAUUGCUUACAGAAUAUUGAGGCUCAUCUGUUCCUUAAUAAAAAAUUGAUAUAAUCAUCAAAUAUUUGCAAUGAAAAUGUAAGACGUGAAACUGAAAUUAAUAACGAUUCAUGUAGAAAAAAGAAAACCAGAAUAUUUAGCUACCUUUCAUAUCAUAGUCUUGGUGGGUUACAGUAAGCCCAUAAACGGACUGAUAGCGGCUACCAGUGGCGCCCUUGUACGCCUAUUUCAGAGCUUACUGUUAAAAUGUAAAUAUAUUCUGUAAAGAGGACACGUCUAUUGUCCUCUCAUCCACGCCAUUUCAUUUAUUCAUUCAUUUGCGGGUAAUAAACACAUCUGGGACAGAGCGCUGCGGUGGAGGGGAGGCUGUGACCAGUCAUACUUAGUGUGAUAUGCUUGAGGUGUUUCAUACGUCCGAGCUUUGAUCGAUUAUUUAUCGAUUAUAUUUUAUGUUUUCAUUUAUUUAUUUAUUUAUUUAUUUAUUUAUUUACUGUAGUUAUAUUUUCAAGACCUGAGAGAAAGAGAGAAACAGGGUCCAAGGUUUCUGCCAUCAAAAGAUCUCUUAUUUUCAUGCAUUGUCUCCACACAGCUAAACUCAGUUUUACUUGCUCGAGUGGUUCAUGAGAUUCUAAGAAUGCAAGCCGACAAAACACCUCAUCUGGAAAGAGUUCGACAAGGAGUUAAAGCAUGCGUAGUUUUGUUUCCUCUUCUGGGACUGACCUGGGUGUUUGGUGUCCUAAGUGUCACAGAUGCUGGACUCGUAUUUCAGUACAUCUUUACCAUCUUCAACUCUUUGCAGGUACUAGAAAAUCCAACAUGUUAACUUUUUGAGUAGUUUGAGGAAACAGUCGACAUUUCGCAGGGGCACUCAACGAGAAUAUAGUUCAAAACCACUUAAACAUAGCAUUGUUGAACGUAUUUUAGUAUUUAAACGAUAUAUAUAAGCAUAUUUUUAUCCCCUAAACAUUUUUCAUCUGUUCGGCUUUCGUAGCUGAAAGUCUAGUGAUCCGAAAAUUAUGGGGAUGAAAACUUACCUUUUCGAAAAUUUCGGCAAGAAAAAAGGCUUAGAUGACCUUUUUAGGGUAAAAAUCCGUUAAAAAUGGGCAAUUAUACCAUUUUUUAGAUGUUCGAAAAUCCUAGGAGAGGCAGGCAAGCAAGAAAUUUUACAAAAAAUGUUCCGAAAAUGGUAGAUCUCAAAUCGUCUCCCGAACAGAUAUUUUCCGAUAAUUGGCGUUGGGUGCCCUGAUUUCGCGACGCCACCACUGGUUUUCCCAAGAAAUGACGUAGGGCGGAAACGUCCAUACUGAUGACGUGUAACAACCCAGAUCUGGGAAGUGCUUCUUAUUGGAUGAAGCAGAUUUUAACCAAUCAGAAGCACUACCCAGAUGUAGGUAGUGAGGCAUAAUCAGUAUGGAAUUGCUCCGCUCGUGUCUCCAACGUCAUUACGCGGGGAAACUAGUGGUGGUGUCGCACAAUGUCAGCUGUUUUCUCAGGCUAACUGACAGCGAGCAAAUAUCCUUUUAUCAAAGCACUUAGCUCGGUGACUAAAAAAGCGGUUUCAAUUCACUAAUUCGUUCAUUUAUUUAUUCAUAUAAUUUUGCCACACAAGCAUUCGAAGUUUACUCCAGGCUUUGACAGUAGUGUCAAGGAUUGUAGCGAUCGAGAAAAUUAACAAGAACAUAGAAUAGUAGAGAUGGUGGGCGGUACCUGAUACCAUGUACUGCGAUUAACCAUUGACUACAAAUUUUGCCCUCAUUUCUUCUUUUCUCUCAUCCUUAUGUAUGAACUUAACUUUCUUUUUUUUGGACGAUACACACAUUUUUAGGGUUUGUUCAUCUUCAUCCUUCACGUUUUGAGAAACAGCGACGUACGUGCAGCAUACUCUCGAAAGAUGCAGAAGAGGAAUGCAGCAAAAAGCCUGAAAAACUCUCAAGAAAACCGCAAUACAAUCGGAUUGUGGUCAAGCAAAGCGACAAAUGAACAAAGAUGUACAAAAGAACCUAGCAGUGCCUCUCUAAGAGCAUCGGUUGGAGUAAAAAGUAAGAUUGACAAUGCCUUGCACGAGGAAAGAACCAUGACUCCCGUUGACACGUAA
Messenger RNA from Porites evermanni, 3615 nucleotides. The record is from the annotation of a GenBank genome assembly. Lineage: Eukaryota; Metazoa; Cnidaria; Anthozoa; Scleractinia; Poritidae.